This is a messenger RNA of Hibiscus syriacus, 957 nucleotides long. RefSeq names its product phosphoenolpyruvate carboxylase kinase 1-like. Bases 1 to 816 code for a protein of 271 amino acids. NCBI's taxonomy places the organism in Eukaryota, Viridiplantae, Streptophyta, Magnoliopsida, Malvales, Malvaceae. Gene Ontology annotation, cellular component: cytoplasm; nucleus. The record is from RefSeq and is a predicted model, not a curated record. Gene Ontology annotation, biological process: protein autophosphorylation; peptidyl-serine phosphorylation; intracellular signal transduction. Gene Ontology annotation, molecular function: calcium/calmodulin-dependent protein kinase activity; ATP binding; calcium-dependent protein serine/threonine kinase activity. The transcript is spliced from 2 exons.
AUGACUGAAGUGUUGAAGAAAAGCUACGAUGUUUGCGAAGAGAUCGGCCGUGGAAGAUUCGGCGUCGUUUUCAGGUGCGUUUCUCUGAUCUCCGGCGAAUCGUUUGCCGUUAAAUCAAUCGAUAAACGGAGAAUCUCCGCCGGCGAUUCGCUUGAUUCGCAGUGUCUUUACAACGAGCCUAAGAUUCUCAAUCUGGUCUCGCCUCACCCCAACAUACUCCGCCUCCACAACCUCUAUGAAGACGAUUUUCAUCUCCACAUGGUGCUCGAUCUUUGUCCGCCUUCUAAAGACCUCUACAAUCUCAUCGUCAACGACGGGCCGUUCCCAGAAGCCCGAGCCCGGCUCAUCGUCACCCAACUCGUUAACGCCCUCGUCCACAUUCACGGCCUCGGCGUCGUUCACCGUGAUAUCAAGCCGGAGAACGUCCUUUUCGAUUCGAGAAAUUCCGUUAAUUUGACGGAUUUCGGUUCGGCCGAUGUGGUUGCGAAAGAGCCGCUUAGAGGGGUGGUUGGGACGCCGUAUUACGUGGCGCCGGAGAUUCUGGCCGGGAGGGAAUACGGGGAGAAAGUGGACGUAUGGAGCUGCGGCGUCGUUUUGUACAUAAUGCUGGCGGGGUUUCCGCCAUUUGACGGCGAAACGGCAGUAGAGAUUUUCGAGGCGGUUUUGAGGGGAAAUUUGAGGUUUCCCGUUAGGGCUUUCCAGUGGGUUUCGCCGGGCGUUAAAGAUCUGUUGAGAAAAAUGCUGUGUAAAGAUGUUUCUAGAAGAUUGUCCGCCGAACAAGUUCUAAGACAUCCAUGGAUAACAGGUGGAGGGUGAAUUUGGAAGUUUUCUGCUGGAAAAGUUUGUGAUACACUUUGCUGCUACUUUGUAGAAACACGGUUUUUUUCUAUAGAGAUGAGAAGCAAGGCUUUCUAGCCUGGGGAGACUGUAAAAAGGAGAGAGAGAGAGAGAGGUGAA